UCAGAAGCAGAAGGAAUGUAUUGUUUUGAAAGCCACACAAGGCUGGACUUUGAGGAGUGGCGAGGCAUGGGCCAUAAUGACACUGCUAGCUUAAACCGUAUUGUGAUGUUUGUUUUUGUGUGUAAAUGAUAAAUGGCCAUUAGUUCUAGCCCUUGUCAUUCUCACCACACGUUUAAACCACUUCAUCGCUUUGUUUUUGUCUCUCUUUAGGACAUGUUACACCUUACAGAGAUGGAUCUGUUGGGCUUGGGUGUCCAAAGUCGUCUCCAUCGCAUUCACAUUCUCUCCAGUAUCCAAGUGCUGCGAGAGCGUGAAACAAAAAGAGAGCUGAGGAUGAUGGCAGAAGGGAGGUUUUCUAGUCUGCCUAGGAACAUGCACAUUGGGCGGCAGUGCACGCUCGCAUCUUCUAUGGAUCUGCUGAGCUCACGGCCUGCCAUGGCCGAGAUGCCGGUCAGCGGCUACCAGGGAGUCUCCAUCCAUGGUACCCUGCCUCGCAAAAAGAAGAAUGGCACUAGUUCCCCUGUGAAGCAGUGGGAGAUGAAUGGAAACAUGGGGUUAUCAGUAGCACCAUACCCGGGCCGAUAUCGCCUGCCACCAUCACCACUAAUACACAACAUUAUUGAAGAACACCAGGCUUUCCACUUUGACAGGAAGAGCAGUGUAUCAUCCAAGGACGGUGCAGGCAUGGACCCUACCAUGGAGUAUGUCAAGUUUUCAAGGGACAAGUACAUCAUGGAUGGACCACCGGAAAAGCUUUGGCGAGAACUAGAAGAAGAACUGAAACUGAGCAGUGAGGAACCACGGAGCCAUGCCUGGUAUCAUGGAGCCAUCCCUAGACAGGUGGCUGAUAACCUGGUUCAGAGAGAUGGAGACUUUCUGAUCCGAGACUCCCUGUCCAGCCCGGGAAACUACGUUCUGACCUGCCAGUGGAAGAACACACCUCAACACUUCAAAAUCAACAAACGGGUAGUAGCCAUGAACGAGGCCUACUCACGUGUUCAGUACCUAUUUGAGAAGGUGGGAUUUGACAGCGUCCCUGCGUUGGUGCGAUACUACGUAGGCAACCGUGAGCCAGUAUCUGAGGUUGUCGGAGCGAUCAUCUUUCAGCCAAUCAACAGAGCUCUGCCUCUGAGAUGCCUGGAGGAGAAAUACGGAGUUGGAUCUAUACGUGCAGAGGCGGGAUACUCCGAGAGAAAGAGCCUGACUUCCAAACGGUUGAGUCUGAAUAUCAUGAACGGACACACCCAGGAUCACACCCUCAGCCGUGGGAACCUCCUCAGCAACAAAGAUAAGUGUGGGAGUCAACCAGCAUGUCUAAACCACGUUCAGGAGAGGAGACGGCCACUGAAGACCCAUCAGUCGGAGAGCUUUCUCCCUAUCGGCUGUAGGCCCCAGGCUCAGGUUCAGCAUAUGGAGCACCAGCCAUGCCCCAAAUCCCCAGUUUUCCGCACAGGAAGCGAGCCAGCUCUGAGCCCCACAGUGUCACGCAGAAUGGCCUUUGACACCCAUCCUGGCGAGGCCAUUCGUGGAUCUGACAGCCAGCUGUGUCCCAAACCGCCCCCUAAACCCAGCAAGGUUCCCUCUAUGAGAGUAUCCUGCACCCCAGGCCUGAAGACCCUCUCCCCACCUGUCCCCCCAGUAAAGCCUCAUAAACAUCAACCUUUAUCUCAGCAACAGCAGCAGUCGGGCAGUCCAGAAUUAAGCUACUGUGAACUGAGUCCAUGCAGCCCUGCUGACUGGGAAAAGAUGAAUAGCUCACAGGCUAACGGCUAUGUGGAGAGGCUAAAGACUGAGGAGGAGUUAAGGAGAAGUGAUAGUAGCGUUAAACUAGACCGUAGCUCCUACCAUAAUGCCAUCAAGGCCCUAAACAACGACAGUGAGGAGGAUGUGGAUAAAGAACGGGAUUGCAAGAAAGGCUUCCAAAGACCUGUGUUUGAAACUGAAUCAGCGUUCAAACCUGGUGACAUCAACUUCCGGCUUCUACCAGUGGAGAACAAGCCACUGGAGAUGACCGUGCUGAAGAAAGCCAAAGAGCUGUUCGUCAGUCAGGAUCCAAAGACCAUCGCCAAACACAUCCUGAAAGCAGACUGCCAGGUUGCUAGGAUACUAAAUGUUUCAGAGGAGGUGAAAGGUCAAAUGGGUGUGACCUCUGGGCUGGAGCUGGUAACCCUUCCUCAUGGGAGACAGCUGCGGCAGGACCUCAUGGAAAGGCAUAACACUAUGGCGAUUGGAGUUGCUGUGGAUAUCCUGGGGUGUACAGGAAGUCUGGAGGAGAGAGCAGCCACACUAAACCGGAUCAUUCUGGUCGCUCUGGAGCUGAAAGACUCCAUGGGAGAUCUUUAUGCCUUUUCCUCUAUAAUGAAAGCACUGGACAUGCCUCAGAUUACCAGACUGGAUCAUACGUGGACUAGUUUGCGAAGAAAAUAUACGCAGACUGCCAUUAUUUAUGAGAAAUCCUUGAAACCAUUCUACAAAGGACUCUAUGAAAGAAGUGCUGAAGUCCCACUGAGCAAUGCCAGUGUUCCGCUGCUAAUGCCGCUGCUCACCUUGAUGGAGAGGCCUGCGGUCACCUUCGAGGGUAUGGACGCCUGGGAGAACAACGACCAAGGCUGUGAAAUCAUGUUCCGGCACUUGGAAGGAGCUCGUGCUGUUGCACGCAAUGCGGACACAUACAGCUGCAACGCACAGCGGAUCCUCCAGGGAUUCCAACCUAAUGAUGACAUGUUGGAGAUCUUGAGGACUGAUUUCCAGUUGCGUCUGCUAUGGGGCAGCAGGGGGGCAGCUGUGGAACAGACAGAGCGAUACGACAAAUUCAAACUCAUCCUUAUGGCCCUGUCCAGAAAACUAGAGCCUCCAGUCAAACACACAGAACUCUGAAAAACCAGACACUUUAUAUACAUAUUAGACUCUCUGAACCUCUCUGUGGGGUCAAGUCAGGUCAAAAAUCGCCUGCAUCUGAAAAAGUAUGUUCUCCAACAGAAUGCGAGCUUCAAAAGAUCACAUGCAGAUUAUAAGUCGGAAGCUAUUCAUGAGCACAAAUGGCACUUGACUAUGGAGAGCUACUUUGUUCCAUUUGCACCUUCCAGAGGUGUGCUGUGCUCCACACUUAUGAAAUGGGCAGGUACCAGUUUUGCCUUCAAGAAAAGAAGGAAGGGUACAUAGAAUAUAUCUAAUGGCCAACAUAUCAUCCACACAAAGAAAUACAGAUACUGCUGGAGGCAGAGAGAACAUUUCAUGAGAGGUGUAUGGAUGUGCUCAAUCAUUUGACACAUUAAGUGAUGGAUAAGAGAGGACUGAGAUGAUGGACUACACCUUCAAGACAAAUAUGCAGCUCUUUGAAGGAACAUGAGGUAGUAAUGUUUGUACAAUUAGAAAUAUCAUGAAGCCCAUUGGUCAAAGCAGUGUUGAUCAUUUUUAAAAAUACCACAUGGAAAAAGAUGUACAUAAUCAUCACUAUAGUGUACGCAUGUAAAGGCUAGUUUGUGUAAUAUAUUGUAUUAUUGACCUGUAAAUAGUCACCCGUAAAUGAAAUAUUCUGAAAAUAUUGAAUAAAUAUCUAAUAAAAGCUUUUUAAUUGU
Messenger RNA from Sinocyclocheilus grahami, 3578 nucleotides. Its product is annotated as breast cancer anti-estrogen resistance protein 3-like. The record is from RefSeq and is a predicted model, not a curated record. Gene Ontology annotation, molecular function: phosphotyrosine residue binding; guanyl-nucleotide exchange factor activity. Gene Ontology annotation, biological process: positive regulation of peptidyl-serine phosphorylation; small GTPase-mediated signal transduction. Bases 214 to 2877 code for a protein of 887 amino acids. NCBI's taxonomy places the organism in Eukaryota, Metazoa, Chordata, Actinopteri, Cypriniformes, Cyprinidae. The transcript is spliced from 12 exons.